CUCUCUGCCCUCUCGUGUCUGUCUUGUUCUGUUUUUCUUUCUACUUCAACAUCCCUUUCCCUCUUGCUUUUGCACAAUGUUCAAACCUUUGGUCACUCUGGAAACCUGCCAACCCAGGCUUCAGCCCCAGCCCCGACCCAUGUCACCAUAAACUCGGCAUCCUGCCUGUGGCAAAGCCUUUUCCAGGCGUCAGAAUGCAGAGAUUACCUUGGGGUGACGCUCCAGCUGCCAACUGGCUCCAGAUAAGAUAAGGGUUGGGAUCAGCACUAUAAACAGCCCCAUCCUCUCUCCUGGCCCAGACCCCAGUUGAGGCCACACCAGUCCACAAGCAACAUGGCCAUGCACCUGUGGGUGAUCACCCUGACCUUGACUGCCCUCCUUGCCAUGGACAGAGAAGUGCCAGUGUCAGCAGGAAAGCUUGUUUUCUGGAGAAUGCCCAUCUGUGAGCACAUGGCAGAGUCUCCAAACUGUCCCCAGACACCUAACCUGAUCUGUGGUACCGAUGGGGUCACAUACAAAAAUGAAUGCUAUCUCUGCGUGACCCGGAUAAAAACCAAAAAGGACAUCCAGAUCUUGAAGGAUGGCAAGUGCUGAGCUUACAGGUACCUCAAGCCACGAAGCUUCAGUCUGGAGAACAGUAAUGCACGCAAGAGGAUAUGCUGUGAAAUAAAAGAUGCAGCCCAACCUGGUGAAGUGACCAGUCUUUGGGAACUCGGGAGGUGAUGGCAAUAGAGGUAGGGUAGACCUUGACAGCCCUCCCUGCUCUGAAUCUGAUAUCCAACCGCUCUGGUGGUCCUUAACUUUGUCACAAGUCCCCAUUAGAGGUCCCAGUUAUCUUCUGUCCACUUGAGGCCAGCCUCUGACCCAGGACACUGUCCAGUCCUUCUGACUAUCUCAGGCCAAGAACCUAGGUAAAACGAGUAUCCUCGGGAACUAUUGUGUGGCACCCAAUCCCUGCAUGGUUUUCUCCUGGGCUGAACCAGCACUCUGAGGCAGACACAAGGCACAGACACUUGACAUAGCACAGCUGACACUCAGGUACAGCUGAACUGCUUCAUGUGAUAUCAAAUUAUUGUUUGGGGUUUUUUGGAGAUUGAGACAGGGUCUUACUCUGCAGCCCAGACUGGCCUUAAAUAUUCCUGCCUCAGCCUCCCUAGUGCUGCAAACCAGGUCUUUACUAACAAACAUUCAAAACCAGGCACUGCCCCAUAUCCUGUAAGUACAUGCCUGCACAGGUCACCUGGAAACCCCUGGAUCUCCCAGCUCCUGGAACAGCAGGAUCACUGGCAGGGCUGCCCUGCUCUUUAAGUCAAUAUCCACUUUAACUGGCUGACAUUAGAGAUGACCUCCAAGCACAUACAGCAUUCAGAAAUCACACAGAGCUCACAGCCCACGGUAUAUGUUGAAUGUCAUCUCUUUUGGUAUAAACCUGGAGGAGCUUCUUUAUACGAUGGCAGGAUAAAGGGUGGGAGGGCUUGGCUGGGCAAAGCAGUUUUACUCAGGCUCAGAUUUCUGCUUUAAGGGUGUAGAAAGAACAGGAAAUGCUCUGAGAAGACACAUCUGACAAAAGCUGGUUAGGAAGGGCAAGAACCAACAUUCCCCAGGCCAGUGAAGUGGGAAAACCAGGCAAGAGUUGUUGCUGAUACAGUCACAGGUAGUUCAUCUAUCUACAGACCUUUCUAUUAUUAUUGAUCAACUUGUUUCCCACCUGCAGGUGAGUGCAUGGUGUAUGAUUAAGUAUGGUUGUAAGGGGGCUGGAGAGGUGGCUCAGUGCUGACUGCUCUUACAGAGGACCCAGGUUCGAUUCCCAGCACCCACAUGGC
Messenger RNA from Nannospalax galili (Upper Galilee mountains blind mole rat), 1823 nucleotides. It is a transcript of the gene Spink4, whose product is annotated as serine peptidase inhibitor, Kazal type 4. Gene Ontology annotation, molecular function: protein binding; serine-type endopeptidase inhibitor activity. The record is from RefSeq and is a predicted model, not a curated record. The transcript has 4 exons. NCBI's taxonomy places the organism in Eukaryota, Metazoa, Chordata, Mammalia, Rodentia, Spalacidae. The coding region runs from base 334 to 594 and encodes 86 amino acids.